This is a messenger RNA of Rhincodon typus (whale shark), 1242 nucleotides long. RefSeq names its product paired immunoglobulin-like type 2 receptor alpha. The coding region runs from base 1 to 579 and encodes 192 amino acids. Gene Ontology annotation, cellular component: plasma membrane. Lineage: Eukaryota; Metazoa; Chordata; Chondrichthyes; Orectolobiformes; Rhincodontidae. The transcript has 3 exons. The record is from RefSeq and is a predicted model, not a curated record. Gene Ontology annotation, biological process: regulation of osteoclast development; regulation of actin cytoskeleton organization; regulation of bone resorption.
AUGAUAAAGGGAAAUAGUUUCACAGUAAACCAACCGGAUCGACUGGAGGGUGUUAAAGGGGGAUCAAUCGAGAUCCCGUGUACAUUUGCUUACCCAGACAGGUACAGACCCACACGGAUGAACAUCCUUUGGAGAAGAUGGGAGUUUCACGGGGAAUUGAACUUCAAUAUGUCUCGGAGAUACACUCACCCUGAAUACCGAGAGCGAAUUCAAUUCCUGGGAUUGCCAUACAAGGAGAGGACAGGAACCAUCCGGAUAAAGCAGCUGAGAAGGCAGGACACAACCCGUUAUUACUGUCGGGUGGAGACAACAGGAAAUGGGGAGAAGAUCUGGCAAAACAUCGCAGGGACCUUCCUCACUGUCCGAGCACAGAGAUCAACGACUACGACAAUAUCGGUACCCUCCUCAGUGAGUGCAUCCUCCGAGCACAGCGCAGAUGGUGAGGACCCACUGGCUCAGGGUCUCAUCCUCAUCAUCAGGGCGGUCAUCGCUUUCACAAUCCUGGCAACUCUUUGGCUGGUUGGAAUUUAUCUGAUGAAGAGGAAGGAAGUUACAGAAUCCGCUGAUGGAAACAUGUGAGGAGAGACCAAGUGAGAGAACAUGGGAUCUAAUGGGAAUUAUCCUUAAGAAUUCCUGGAGCAAGGGAUUUAAUGGCUUACUGUGUCCUACAGAAACUCACUGUCACACAACUGGCCCAUACUUUCAACAGAUGUCACCAUGCAAAGCUGAUUUGGACCUUCCCCUUUUGGGUAGACAUUGUAGACUGUUUGCUUUGCUGCAAUGUCUAACCAGUCUCUGUUUCCUGGGGAAAUAAACUCUGUUUGCAGUGCUUGUCUGAUGUGAAAUAGUGUCCACGUGCUGCUAAAAAGGUUGCUUCCUGCUCCUAUUUAUAUUCUUUCGAGUAUAAGACCUGACAUGGCUCCAGCUCAUGGGCUGACCCUGUGCCAAUCAGCAUUUCCGUGAAACAAGUUGCAAAAAGUGAGGACUUCCCUGUCACAGAAAAUUGAUUGAGGCCUAAACGUUGAAUAUUUGCAAGAAGGAGUGAGGUCCAGUACUUGGGGCUGUAGGAGAUCAAAGAGAAUGGGGAAGAUCGCUGAGUUGGAUGAUCAACCAUGAUCCUAUUGAACAGGCUUGAGGGGCUGAAUGGCUUGCUCCUGUUGCAACAUUCUAUGUUUCUAUGUGUCCAAUGUAAUACAACAUUGUCACAAUAUACUGUUUUAUUAAAAUAUUCUCAUUAACUUA